UACCGUACUACUAGUAUAAAGUUCUCAGACUACACACGAGCUAGAACUGAACUAAGUCACGAGCACUUAUCUCACGGCAGAACAUAGGAGAAAAUCUUCUUUGAAGGUAGCCAUGGCAAGCAGCUCCGACGCUUCUGCCGCCGCUGCAAAGAAGCUGGAGGGCAAGGUGGCGCUGAUCACGGGCGGCGCGAGCGGCAUCGGCGAGUGCACGGCGCGGCUGUUCGUGCAGCACGGCGCCAGCGUGGUGGUGGCCGACAUCCAGGACGAGGCCGGGGCUCGCCUCUGCGCGGAGCUGGGCGAGGCGGCGUCCAGCUACAUUCGGUGCGACGUGACGAGCGAGCCGGACGUGGCCGCGGCCGUGGACCACGCCGUGGCCAGGUUCGGGAAGCUGGACAUCAUGUUCAACAACGCGGGCAUCGGCGGCGCGGCGUGCCACAGCAUCCGGGAGAGCACCAAGGAGGACUUCGAGCGUGUGCUGUCGGUGAACCUGGUCGGCCCCUUCCUGGGCACGAAGCACGCGGCCCGGGUCAUGGUGCCCGCGGGCCGCGGCGGGUGCAUCAUCGGGACGUCGAGCCUGGCGUCCGCCAUGGGCGGCGUGGCGUCGCACGCCUACACGUGCGCCAAGCGGGCCCUGGUGGGCCUGACGGAGAACGCGGCGGCGGAGCUGGGCCGCCACGGGAUCCGCGUCAACUGCGUCUCCCCCGCGGCGGCCGCCACGCCGCUGGCCACGGGCUACGUGGGCCUGGACGGCGAGGCGUUCGAGCUGGUCAUGGAGUCCCUGGCGAACCUCAAGGGCGUGGGCUUAAGGGUGAAGGACAUCGCCGCCGCGGUGCUCUUCCUCGCCAGCGACGACGCGCGGUACGUCAGCGGCCACAACCUGCUCAUCGACGGCGGCAUCUCCGUCUCCACCCCGGCCUUCGGCAUCUUCAAGGACUGAUAUGCGUCUCGUACGUGCCUGGAAACCGAUCGAUCACGCAGAGGUAGUACUAGCUAGCUGGAGUUGUACGUUCUGCCGUGAUUGGUUCCCGGGUUCACGCACGUUUCUGUUUCAACGUCCUUGUUGUUGCUUUUCGUGAGGAAAUCAUGUAUGCACGUGUGAGGUCAGCUCCUUCAUCUAUCGCCAUGACACAUGCUAUCUCGGGCAUUAAAACAGGGGGACAUGUAUACGACAACGUUCUUAAGACAAAGCGACUGUUAUCUCCACGGCUUGAAACAAUUUUAUUUUCAUUUUUAUUUUUUUGCUUUGGUCCGCUGUUGCAACGGGAUUAAGAAA
Brachypodium distachyon (stiff brome) is the source of this 1273-nucleotide messenger RNA. RefSeq names its product momilactone A synthase. Lineage: Eukaryota; Viridiplantae; Streptophyta; Magnoliopsida; Poales; Poaceae. The coding region runs from base 113 to 937 and encodes 274 amino acids. The record is from RefSeq and is a predicted model, not a curated record. Gene Ontology annotation, molecular function: oxidoreductase activity. The transcript is spliced from 2 exons.